UAGGGCUGUUGAUGGCAAAAUUUACUGCCCAUGUAAGUACUGCCGGAAUAACCAGCGGCACCCCCCAGAUUACGUUCUUGCCCACCUGAUAGGGGGGAAGGGAAUGUCCACGGGAUACGGUUUCUGGUAUAUGCACGGUGAGACUACCCUAAACCCUGCUGCUCCUGUUCGGGGUCACGACCAUCCCAGUGUCACAGAUACGGCUGCCCGUGGCAUUGAACAUGUAGAAGUCACAGAACAAGGCGGAGACCUGGAACAAGGUAAUGCGACAACGAUUGGUACGUUGUCGCCUGUUGGACAAUUGCUGAGCCAACAAUCCCCUCUCGGGACUCCAUCGCCCAUUACACCAUCUCUUGCGGGACAAUCGCCGGUUGGCGAGUUCACGCCCGGGAUUGCACCUCGUGAUCCGCAGCGACGUCCUCCAGAUUUGUAGAUAUUUUGUGUGUUUUUUUUUUUGUUAGUAACGAAUAACUUUAUUAGAUCAAGAUUUUCAAAUUUGUUAAUAUUGUUGUGUAAGUAUUUGUUGUUAGUAACG
This is a messenger RNA of Alnus glutinosa, 535 nucleotides long. RefSeq lists its product as uncharacterized. The coding region runs from base 104 to 433 and encodes 109 amino acids. The transcript has 2 exons. Lineage: Eukaryota; Viridiplantae; Streptophyta; Magnoliopsida; Fagales; Betulaceae. The record is from RefSeq and is a predicted model, not a curated record.